GAGGAGAUGGCCACCGGAGACAUCACCACGCUUCCCUCCGCACCUGAAGACGGCAAUGGUGGCUUCCCACCCGGAACCUUCAAGGAACCCAAAAGGCUGUACUGUAAGAACGGUGGCUUCUUCUUGCGGAUCAAGUCAGACGGGGGAGUGGACGGAAUCCGAGAGAAAAGUGAUCCCCACAUAACGCUUCAGCUGCAGGCCACAUCUGUCGGUGAGGUGGUCAUCAAAGGAGUGGUCGCCAACCGCUACUUAGCCAUGAACAGAGACGGCAGACUUUUUGGAGCGAGACGAGCGACUGAUGAAUGUUACUUCUUGGAGCGUUUGGAGAGCAACAACUACAACACGUACCGCUCCAGGAAGUACCCAACUAUGUACGUGGCACUGAAGCGAACCGGCCAGUACAAGUCUGGAAGCAAAACUGGACCGGGGCAGAAGGCCAUCCUCUUCCUCCCGAUGUCUACUAAGAGCUAACUUGAGAUGAGCCAGAGUCCUGUUCAUGUCUUACAGUGUUAGGGCAGUGAAGGUAUGCCACCACUGUCCCAAAGAAGUAGCUGUGAUGUUUUUACAAGUGUUCCAUCAUUUUUUAUUUUAACAAUCCCGAAUGGGCGUGGAAAGAACGAAGUGCCUUGCUCAAGGAUUUGGGAAUCUACCUUCAGAUUCUUUAACUUUCUUUUAGUGAAGGCUUUCAGCACAUGGUGUCUUUGAGAAAGACAUUUUUUAAAAAGGGCAUUUCUCACUUUGAAUGAAAGCUUGAGCACAUCUUCUGCUUUUUGAUGCAUCUUCCUGAGUUGUAUUAGAGCAUUUGCGCUGCACUGGAGCACUGAUGAUGAAGUUGAAGUGAAUGAGGUUCAGUUUAGCCCGAUGCAAAGCACUGCUACGCUGCUAAGCUUUGCCAGGUUAGUCCAUUUUGAACUCAUUCAGUGCCAUUGAUGGAGAUAGACUUCAAAUCCAUUUUAAUUGGGAACUCCUGGGGGCACCAAGGACUUGAUUAGUCUUUUUACUAGCAAUUUCCAUGCAUCUCUGCACACAUUUAGUCGACUUGAUUUCUAUUUAUCGACGAGGCAGUUAUCUAUAACCAGGAUCUGAUAAACCUCUUCUUAGAUGAAUCAUUUAACUUCCUAAAAUGAGCACCUCAGUUCAUUAAAAAAAUACCAAUCCAAGCUUAUGAUGGCUCGUAUUUGGUGAGUUGCAGUGACACUGGGUCUGGCUGUGUGGUGGAAGGCUGAGGUCACUGGUGGUGGUCAAAAUGCACUAUUCCCAGCCCGUAUUUUUUCAAAAAUAAAACCUAGUCAAUUAGAUAAACGAUAUUUGUAGUAGGUAGUGGUGGUCCAUUGGUAAACCACAAGUUCCAGUCCUGGUAUUCGCAUACGUUAAGGCUAGGACCGAGGAAUCUCUCGAUGAUAGAGCUGGUAAAACAUCCCUGAGUAGACAGCGGGUAGCUCCUCCAUGGUGAGGUCGAUCUUGUCAAACCCGUGCUCCAAUCCGUGAAGCAGCAGCCUGGCCACGCGGGCCGUAAUGGGUGUGGUGUCAGCGGUACACGCCAACUCCACAAGGGUUAGCCAAUCACAGCGCUCGCACUCGUGCGUACAGAAGUGGAUGUCGUAGCUGAGGGGACUUAGGCGGCAGAUAACAUAGAUGUCUGACAUGCCGAAGGCACCCGGGUGGUUAUGCUGCUGACGGAUGCUCAGCAAUGAUCGGAACUCGGAGUGGAUGCCUGUUUCCUCCAAGACUUCCCGCACCGCCGUUACUCCUAGGACGGAUUCGGUGAAAGUUGAGAUAAAAUAGUUGAGAAAUAGUAAAGCUGCUUUUCUUUUUUGGUGUGCGCUUGAAAUGAAUUGACAGUGCAUCAGGGGUAGGGUUGGGCAUCGAGCAUCGAUGGGAACUGGUUGUAACACUCCAAUGCUCCCAGAAUCGUUCGAAUUUUUAAAUUUCGAUUCCUUGUUUCAAUGCCCUGACCGCUGAGCGGAAAAAAAAAUGCUCAAGUUCAAAGACUGGUAUUUAUAUACAGGUUAAAAUUAGUCCUGUGAGAAGUUCAUUUAAUUUAAAACAUCAUCAAGAAGUUAAAACUUUAAUAUAAACUAUGCAAUUUUUUUGACCCUGCAUUUUUUUGACCCUGCCUUUUAAAAGAAUCUGAAUCGAGAAUCGUUCGGAACCGGAAUUGAAACGUGGAAUCGGAAUCGUUCAAUUUCAAACGAUGCCCAACCCUAAUCAGGGGUUCUCAAACUUGAUAUUUUCCCAAGAAUAGGACUAAGAAAUUCCAUUUUGACUGGGAGGGUUGGCAGCAGAAGAUCAUGUUUCAGACCCUCUCAGUUCAAAUGUUUUGUUAGCUGUCACCGUCACUCAAUGAGUUAAUUAGGCCCAAGCUAAGGUGUCAAAGAGUAUUGUGGAAUUCUAUUUGUUUUUUGGCUUGCCAGUAGGUGAGCACCUUAAAUGAUACACGAGUAUUUAAUUUGUCGACCAGCGUUUGAGAGCCACUGAUGAUUUAGCUCCAUUUAGGUGGUUAUGUGGUAGCUUCUCACCAAAAUGAUACUCACCGAUAUUCUCUCCGGGAUCCGACAGGCCGCCAGGGAAUUUCCAGGCAUUUUUUGUCUGUCAAUAAAGCAAAGUUAGGUAGUACAGGGGUUGGACAAAAUAAUGGAAACACCUAACAUUUUGGCAUCACAAUCAUUCAACAUAAUUUUUAAAGAAUGGAAUGAGGAACACUCUAAUGAAGUUGAGCAUCUCGUAUGGCCGGUAUAAUCCCAGACCUCAACAUUAAUGAGCAUUUAUGGUCAAUUUUAGAGAUUCAAUUAAAACAUUGAUUUCCACCGACAUCGUCUACAAAAAAAGUUAGAGGGUAUACUAACUGCCUUAAAAUUCCUUUAGAUAUGAACCAAUACCUCGGAGAAUUGACUCUAAUUACCACAAAAAGCGGACAUACACCAUAUUAAUAGGUCUGCAGCUACUGAUUAUUUUAGUAGUCUAUUAAUCUAUCAACUAGUUAGUUCGAACAAUCGGAUUAAGAAGUUUUAGGAGAUGUAAAACAAAGGCUUGCUUAGAUUGUACUUUCAAAAAAAGCAUUAAAUGUGAAUACAAAAUAAAAUUCCACGAGUGUUUCGUCAAACUAUGCAGAAUUGCUCUUUAAUUUAAAAAUAAUUUAAAAUACCUGAUCUUGGCUUCAACCGGCAUUGAAAAAAAUAAAAAUAGAUGAGGAUGUAAGUACAACAAAAGGACAAUUGGGUAACUUGCAUUGCAAAAGUCCGCUAGCUUAAAUGCUAUAAACUGCUAAUGUUGUUUUACUAUGCUCUUAACAAAUCGUUCAUUUUCACACACACAAAAAAACGGCUAAAUAUACCUAUAAACUAAAUUAAAAAUGCGUUAAAAAACUUGUUAGCUCAAACAAAAACCUACCUUAUGUUGGUCUUAACAGGAAGCAGCUGGAUUCAGCCAUGUUAAAUGAGUUAUGUCAUAUUCACUGUUGCCACUAGAGGGGAGUGUAUCCACACAAAUCAAUAAAACUAAAUGCAAACACUUUCAAAAUAAACCAUUACAACGCCACUGUAAUUAAACGAAUACUCGAAGCAGUAAAAUUUGAUUCCCUUUUUUCUAAUCAAAUUACUCAAGGAAUUGAUUAAUCGUUGCAGCACUACAUAUUAGUUUAAAAAAAAAUUUUUUAAAGGUGUUUCCAUUAUUUUGUCCAACACCUGUAUAUCAGAGAAGCAAUGUUAACAUUUUUAGCCGUGCCUAUUUCAUAGCAAAACUGCAUUCUCAUGUACACAACACAUCUAAUGCAAUAUUUUUGGUAUCACAGCUGAAAGCGAAUAAACAGCAAAUUGUUUGACAUUUGGAUUUUUUUUUUUUGUUCCUGUUUAGACAAAAACCAUCAAAUGUAGAACCCACCUGGUUUUGAGUGAACCUGCAGAAGUUAACCACAAGUUCAAACCAGUGCAAAUUUUCAUUUUCGCUGGAAAUGUGAGAAUGCAGUUGUUGUUUUUUUCCAUUUCAGAACACAGUUGAUUCCUUCUACUUUUACAGCUUUUUGAAAACCAAAUAUAUUUCAUUGCUACAUCAUAAAACAUAAGUGGUUUUAAAAAAAUGCAGAAACACUCUGUGUCAAUACAUUGAGAAUGGUGAAGUGUGUGUCUUUCAACAAAAAAUAGUUCUUCCACUUAACCUUAAUAUUUAAUAUUAACAGAAUGCUGCUGGUUAAAUUAUACUGUUAGAGUGUGUAUAUGUUCAUCUAUUUUUGUACAUCUAUUCUGUAUACACAUAAGAAUUGUAUGAAGAAUACAAACAAAUACACAAAGCUGUGUUGUAUUUCUAUGUAUUUUCAACUAAAUGCUUGACUGUUGGAGUUGUUCUACAUGUGGACAAAUAAAAUACUUUGUGACACUAACAAUCAGAGUUUGUCAUAUUUGUCUGCUGCACAAACACAAUCUUGCGUUACAUAAGCCCCUUCCACAAACAUUACCCGGUAAAUUCCGAGGUAAGGUGACGUGGG
This is a messenger RNA of Corythoichthys intestinalis (scribbled pipefish), 4480 nucleotides long. RefSeq names its product fibroblast growth factor 2 (gene fgf2). Gene Ontology annotation, cellular component: nucleus; cytoplasm. Gene Ontology annotation, biological process: positive regulation of epithelial cell proliferation; animal organ morphogenesis; fibroblast growth factor receptor signaling pathway. The record is from RefSeq and is a predicted model, not a curated record. The transcript is spliced from 3 exons. Bases 7 to 471 code for a protein of 154 amino acids. NCBI's taxonomy places the organism in Eukaryota, Metazoa, Chordata, Actinopteri, Syngnathiformes, Syngnathidae. Gene Ontology annotation, molecular function: growth factor activity; fibroblast growth factor receptor binding.